Messenger RNA from Phytophthora infestans T30-4, 498 nucleotides. RefSeq lists its product as uncharacterized. The record is from RefSeq and is a predicted model, not a curated record. Bases 1 to 498 code for a protein of 165 amino acids. Lineage: Eukaryota; Oomycota; Peronosporomycetes; Peronosporales; Peronosporaceae. Gene Ontology annotation, molecular function: O-methyltransferase activity. The transcript is spliced from 6 exons.
AUGCCUCCCCGAGUUGCCACCACCAAGCCAGGACCUCCUCCCUACGACCAACUCGUGCUCAUUGGUGAAAAGUGCUUGUCAUUCGUACACAAAAAUGCCAAAAAGGGCAACCCUCAGUCAGUUGUGGCAGCGAUCGAUACCUUCGGCUACGAACAUCACUGGAUGAUGAAUGUCGGCGAUGUCAAGGGAGAGAUUCUGGAUGAGGAAUUAGAGAAAGUCAAGCCAAAGAUUUUGGUGGAGCUUGGUGGACACCUCGGUUACAGUGCUCUGCGCUUUGCCAGCAAAAUGCGUGAGCUUUCUGGUCCAUCUGCCCAUAUGAUCGAAUUCGCUGGGCUUUCGGACAUGGUGACGAUCAUAGUUGGGACGUACGGAGACAACUACAACAAGCUCAAGGAGCAAGAUGUCGACCAAGUCGAUGUACGCGUUCUUCAUCGACCACGACAAGAAACUCUACAAGAGCGACUUGGCGAUCAUCGAGCGGAGCGGGAUCCAUCGUGA